CAAACUUUGCGUUGUAAAAUUAUUUAUAGAUUAUUUAUAGAUAGAAAGUCUUUAAGAUUUGAAUUUAGUUCGAAAUUAUUAAUUCAACUUUUUUUAUAAAUAGAAUGAAUAGAAAUUCCGGAGUUCUCUACAGAAAUUUUCCCGACACGCAAACACAAAAUGGAAAUGAAUGAAGUGGAAACAAUUGUUUCAAUAGUGACAGCAGAGGAUGAAAAUAUCAGUGAUUAUAUCGAUUCUCCAAAUUCUUUAGACGAAUUUAAAAAACCUGCUUCUAAUACAGUAAAAGAUUUUCUCAUGUUAUUAAAUUCCGAAGAGGUGAAAAUAAAUGUUGAAUUAACUCUGGAAGACAAAAAUAAUGAAUGCAACAACAAAUCAUUGAAAAAUGAACAACAGUCGGAAAUACUUGUCACUGAAACUUGUAAAAAUGAAGAUGAGGAUCGUUUCACUGAAAACGAAGAGAAAAAUCAAGAGAAUAUGAUGGAUGUGGAUACGAAUAAUGGCUCGAACCAGAUAUUGGAGAAUGAAACAAAAUCAGCAUCAAAGAGUUUAGAAGGAGAAACACAAUCUUUGAAUUUCGAAUACAAUUGGACAGUUUCUCAACAACUUUUGUGUUCAGCUACAGAAGAGUACAAGGCUUCGGAAAAUUGUGAGAAUUUCACGAAAGGAUGUCAAUGGUCUCCGGAUGGCACUUGCCUUAUGGUCCCAUCGGAAGACUUUCGAAUACGAAUUUACGAAUUACCGAAAGAAUUAUAUUCAGAAAAGCCGACAACGAAUUUAUCGUCAUCAACUCUAAAGUCUGCACUUUGUGUGAAGGAAGGAGGCCUCAUCUACGACAGUUGUUGGUAUCCUCACAUGAACUCAUGGAAUCCAGCAACCUGUUGUUUUUUAAGUACUAGUCAAGAGACUCCCAUUCAUUUAUGGGACGCAUUUACAGGAGAAUUGAGAGCCACCUACAGAGCUUACAAUCAAGUUGACGAGGUGGAACCUGCCAUUAGCAUAAGAUUUAUAAAUUCAGGUGCCGAAGUUUGGAGUGGAUUUAAAGGCGCUCUACGAAAAUUUGACACCGAAAGGCCAGGACGACAAACGGAAGAUAUAUUUCUGAAACAUGACUUUCCAACCAUUUCUGGGUUGGUGUCUUGUAUACGUGAAAAUCCAAUAAUGCCAGGACUUGUGGCUUUUGGCACUUACUCUAAAUACAUAGGUUUAUAUCAGAAUGGACCAGUUUGUUGUUUUAAAACAAAUAGUGGAGUGACGCAAUUAGAAUUUAGUCCCUGUGGCACUAAAUUAUAUUCAGCAGUAAGACGUAGUAAUGAAUUCUACUGUUGGGAUCUACGAAAUCCUGGAGUUGUCUUGUGGUCCAUGGAAAAUCGAGAAGCCAACACUAAUCAAAAAAUUAAUUUUGAUAUUUCAAAGGAUGGUUCGACGAUUGUUUCCGGUGGUGUAGAUGGUGUAGUUAAAGUUUGGAAAGUUGACGUGGUUAAAGCAACUGAAGAAGAAGCUGAAGAAUUGAACCCCAUCAGUAGAAUUUCAUUAUCAAAAGAUUGUAUAAAUGGAGUGAGCUUACACGGAAGUUUACCACUCUUAGCUACAAGUUCGGGUCAAAGAAUAUGUGACGAGAGGGAACAGUAUCGUGAUAAUAGUGUGAGACUUUGGUGGUUCGGUAAUAACCAAAGAACAUGAAAAAGUUUUUUUUAAAAAUAGUUUGUAAUUCAUAAAAAAAGCCUUCUUGAAAAUAGAUACAUUUUUAAUAUAAAAUUAUAAAAACUGAAGACAUUACAUUUAAAAAAUGUUACUACUAUUUUUUAAUACCUAUUUUAUAAAAAAAGAGACAUUAAUAAUGUUCUAUACUGUGAUUCCAAUCACUGUAUUAAAAAAGAAUAAUAAUCAUAUAAAAAGUGCAUACAUUUAAUGCAAACAGCGCUAUACUUAUUGCAAUAAAUAUUUUUUAUAUUUUCACUCAGA
Molecule: messenger RNA, 1962 nt
Organism: Leptopilina heterotoma
Lineage: Eukaryota; Metazoa; Arthropoda; Insecta; Hymenoptera; Figitidae
Gene: WDR79
Product: telomerase Cajal body protein 1
Exons: 7
Coding region: 160-1680 (506 amino acids)
Biological process (GO): Cajal body organization
Cellular component (GO): Cajal body
Molecular function (GO): protein binding; RNA binding
Source: RefSeq, a predicted model, not a curated record